AACCUGUUAAAAGACCUGAAACUUCUCUGCUGAGCACAGUUAUCACUGCAAAACAGUUAUUAAGUUUAAGGGAUGCUAUGUGAGUGUGUUCUUUGGGCUAUCCCUUACAGGGAUAACUUUGAAAAAGAUGGCCUGCAGUUUCCAAAGAGUCCAGUACCAGAUGAGGAAGACAUCAGACGGGAGAUGACGUCUGUCUGUAACUUUACAGCUGGGGAGUUUCAAAGCAAGACCCUUCUUGAAAGAUGCAGAAGCGUAGGCCACUUUAUUCAGUCUGUACGGUCCAGGGACAAGCGACAAUCCAGGACAAGUGCUUCCACAGAUGCCAAUGAGGCCAAACAAUGCACUAGGCAGAUCACCCCAGUUGUUGAUAUACCUGGCAUUGCAGGGGGCACUAGCAAAGAGACAUACCUGGUUCCUUCUUCGUGCCAGAGCAUUUGCAAAGACUAUAAUGAUCUACACAUCGCAGGGGAUCAGGUGAUGCCUAUUAGCUCGGCCACCACUGACUUGACUAUUGACAGUGGCUUUGUGUAUGCAGAGGGUCCCUUCCUGCAGUCUUGUCAGAUCCCUCCAGAUAUGGAGACCCCCAGACCUUCCCUUGAGUACACACAGAGGCCUCCACGGGGAGACUCCUCCUGCUGGCGGGUGGGCAGCAUCAAGGACAAGAGCAUCCUCCAGCACUGCCGCCCGCUUUCCAACUCCAUGCUGAACAACUACCUGGAGCAGAAGAUCAUGGAGCUCUACAAGCAGUACAUGGUGGACAGCAUGCUCAACAGCAACUCCCCAGCCAAGAUCAUGGCCUCGGAGCUCAUCCUCACCAAUGUGGACCAGAUCACCCAGCAGAUCUCACGGGAGCAGAACAUGGAAACCACCAAAGCCAAAGACAUGGUCAUCAGUUGCUUGCUCAAGGUGGCCAGCGGGAUGCAAUCGAGUGAACUCAGCACCCCUCUGUUACAGAUUUCCAGUGACCACAGCAUGAAGUGAAAUGGGAUUUGUGUGCACACUACAUCCAGAUCAUUAAUGUGCUUAGAGGUCAAGUGGACUUAAAGGCAUCUCAAUAACAAUCCAUCAAACCACUCCAUUUUUUUUUUUUUAAAACCCAAAAUGAUUGCAAAAUUAUAUUAAAGAUAUGUAACAUAAGUAACAAUAUUAAUUUAGGUUUUUGUUGUAGUAAUCACCAUAUAUUCAUUUAAAAAUAAAAACAAAACAAGUAAUCUGUCAAGAUACUGUACUCCAUAUCUAAAGAUAAAAAGCACACCAAAACCAUCACCGAAUUCUUCUGUACUCGCAACACUCUCUGUUUACAUUUUUUGACAGGUUCUCAUGUACCAAAUACUGCAUAUUUGUUUGAAACAGGAAUUGUGGUAGUACAUUAGGGCACAUACUGAAUAGUAAGUGAACAUUAAGUACAUAGAAUUACUUGGUAAUAAUAAAUAACUAUCAGCAUUCUUAUCUUAUUAUACAGUGUU
This is a messenger RNA of Polyodon spathula (Mississippi paddlefish), 1466 nucleotides long. Its product is annotated as TLR adapter interacting with SLC15A4 on the lysosome-like. The transcript has 2 exons. Lineage: Eukaryota; Metazoa; Chordata; Actinopteri; Acipenseriformes; Polyodontidae. Gene Ontology annotation, biological process: regulation of toll-like receptor signaling pathway. Bases 73 to 981 code for a protein of 302 amino acids. The record is from RefSeq and is a predicted model, not a curated record.